Molecule: messenger RNA, 459 nt
Organism: Aspergillus versicolor CBS 583.65
Lineage: Eukaryota; Fungi; Ascomycota; Eurotiomycetes; Eurotiales; Aspergillaceae
Exons: 1
Coding region: 17-358 (113 amino acids)
Source: RefSeq, a predicted model, not a curated record
CGAACACCUCGGAAUCAUGCCGUUGGUGUUGACUCUUUGCCUGACUCAGAAUAGUCAGCCCUGUGUCAAACCAGUCAAUUCUCUGGGUGUCUGUCGGUUCGCGGUUUCCCUUUGUCAAAGCUCAUCACCAGACCCAUGGUCGUGCACGCACCAGCCUCGUAUCCGACAGGAAGAUCGCCAUGAGCGGGAAGUGAUCAUCUCGAGCAACCGUGUCGGUCGCGCGAGGAAGCGUGAACCCGUGGAACUUGUCUUGCUUUUCCGGACAUGGACCUGUUCCUGCCUGUCUGCCUGCCAGGCAACGCUGUGGAGUCGCCAAAUCUCGACCAUUCUUGCCUCACGUCGAAGGAGACGGGAAUAAACUCCGGUCAAAGAAAAAAGCCACCAAUUUCUUGCUGAUGAAUGUUCAUUUUCUGGUCGCUGAGUCCCUGACUGCUGGCGCAAGUGGGGUGUGCAACCUUG